Messenger RNA from Harmonia axyridis, 603 nucleotides. Its product is annotated as cuticle protein 7-like. Lineage: Eukaryota; Metazoa; Arthropoda; Insecta; Coleoptera; Coccinellidae. Bases 54 to 551 code for a protein of 165 amino acids. The transcript has 3 exons. The record is from RefSeq and is a predicted model, not a curated record. Gene Ontology annotation, cellular component: extracellular matrix.
GGAAGAGUUUAGCAUCAGUAGAUACGUUGUUCCCAUAGUGUUCGAUCCUCAAAAUGUCAUUAGUUCAAGUGAUACUUCCAAUCUUGUACGCAGUAGCAUGUGUACAGGCUGGCCUUCUACCUCACUCAUAUGCAGGAGCAGGACAUACAGGGCUUUCAAUUGUAGGAGGAGCCUACGUUUCUGGACCUCCUGUUUCAGUUCCUGUUGGUCCUUAUGGUUCUGGAGUUGAUUAUCAUUCCCAUCCAAAAUACAACUACAACUAUGGUGUGUCAGAUGCUAUAACUGGCGAUAACAAAGCUCAAUCUGAGGUCAGAGAUGGUGAUGUUGUCAAAGGAUCUUACUCAGUAGUUGAGCCAGAUGGUUCCAUACGUGUGGUGGAAUAUGCUGCUGAUGAUGUGAGUGGUUUCAACGCAGUAGUCAAGAAAAUAGGUCCUAGUGCACACGCAGCACCUGCUCCUGUAGUGCCUAAUCCUAUUGCAGCAGGACACUAUGGUGGCUAUGCUGGACCUGCGGCAUAUGCAGGAUAUGGAGGACAUAGGGUGCAUUAUUAAUUAUGAGAAAUUUGUGAAUUUUAUAUUUUGAGGAAAUAAAAGAAAACUCGAA